Monodelphis domestica (gray short-tailed opossum) is the source of this 1798-nucleotide messenger RNA. RefSeq names its product pleckstrin homology domain containing J1 (gene PLEKHJ1). The record is from RefSeq and is a predicted model, not a curated record. Gene Ontology annotation, biological process: endosome organization; retrograde transport, endosome to Golgi; receptor recycling. Lineage: Eukaryota; Metazoa; Chordata; Mammalia; Didelphimorphia; Didelphidae. Gene Ontology annotation, cellular component: early endosome; trans-Golgi network; recycling endosome.
UCCGUGGCCGAGAGGCCUCCCGCCUCUCUUUGCCACCGAGAUGAGGUACAACGAAAAGGAACUCCAGGCGCUGUCUCGGCAGCCUGCGGAGAAGGCGGCGGAGAUCGGGAUGCGGGUUCCCAAGAAGGGCAGCGUGGUGAAACGGAGGCUUGUGAAGCUGGUGGUGAAUUUCCUCUUUUAUUUCCGGACAGAUGAAGCAGAGAUGUUGCACCUGGAGCAACCCCCUAGGCAGCACUGUAUGAUAGAAAGAACUGUGGACCUGGAAGAUGACCAAGAAGUUUUCUAUUUCAAAUCCCUAAUUUUACUGAUGAGCCAGCUGGAACCAGAGAGGGUCAGUGACCAACUCCCAGUCACUUGGACAAGAUCAGAGCCCAGCUGGAAUCUCUUUGAGUCCCAGACCCAGUAUUCUUCACUAUGCCUUCAGCCCAUUGGAGCCCUGCUUCUAGAACAUUGCCGGAUUGCCAAGGAAGAGCCAAGUGGCUUCUCUAUCAGUUUCACUGAGGAGCCUGACAGGAAGUACUACUUUGAGUGCAGUAGUGAAGAACAAUGUCAGGAAUGGAUUGAUGCCCUGAGGAGAGCCAGCUAUGAGUUCAUGCGGAGAAGCCUCAUCUUUUAUAGAAAUGAGAUCCAGAAGAUGACAGGAAAGGACCCCCUAGAGCAAUAUGGCAUCUCCGAAGAGGCCAGGUUCCAGCUGAACCCUCACUAGACAAGAGCAUCUCUCCUAAGAAAAGUCUGCCUUCCUCAGUCUCCUGCCUGCCAGUGCUCUCUUCAGUGAUUAUUGGGGGGUGGGGAGGGAAGGGGGAAAUGGAGAAGAAAGGUUUUAUAGGCCUUGGGCCUUCUACAGCAGAAACCUUUCAUGGGCGAUGUGGAUUGUCUCAACAAAGACUGCCCAGAAGGAAGGGGAUGAAAAAAAAGUUUUCCUUCUUGGAUUGAAAAAAAUAAGCAUGGACUUGAGUUUGGUGUUGACAAGCAUGGCCUUGUUUCCUCUGCAGAACAGUGUAAAGAUGGGGGGGCGGGGGGGGGGGGGUGUGCUAUCAUGACCUCCAUGCAACCAUGGAAGCUGUCCUUCCAUCCUUUCUGGGGUAAGCCUGGUACUUUCCUCUUAUCCCCUGGCCCUAGAGGCAGUGAGCCUUAGUUGUGUGGCCUCAGACAAGUCAUUUCCGGGACCUUGUUUUCCCUAUCAGUAAAAGGAUAAACUAGAUUUAGAUUGUCUCUCUCAAUCAAGUUCCAUGCCAGUUGGGACAGAGGAGUAAGAGGAAAAUGUAGGACAGGAGAUCUGGGGGCCACCCCUCCCUCAGAAACUGGUUUCUGGCAGGGCUUGGUCAAGCCUUCUCUAACUCAGCUGAGGUGGCUGAAUUCAUUUGACAGCCAGAAGCUUGGAAGAUGCCAGUUUGAGCAAAGUAAACAAGGCUUGUGUUGGCCGCCAUCUUCCUCAGGCCUCACAAGCUCUUAGGGUCACUAACCAAGAGCACAGGCUGAGAGAACGUGUUCAAGGGCUUUAGUGCCUUACCUGAAGAUGGCCUGGAGCCAGAGGAUGCCUUCUCUGCCCACAAGCUUUUGGCAACAGAUUGGACUUCUAUCUCCCCAACCACUUGAAUGUAUGAUUCUAGAUGAUGCUGUGAAUGGCCCUGGGGGGGAGGCCAAACCCCAUGUGACUGUUGAUUCUACUUUGGGGUACAAUCCAGCUGCAAUGAAGCUGUCCUUUCUUUUCUACUACCAUUUCACCAGAGAAGCAGUUGUCCAGGUACUGUCCUAGGUUGGGGCUUGUGGGUUUUAAAUAAAUGUGGCUUUUUCAAAA